UCAUUCAGAUGGUGAUUCAGCAUUUUAUUCAAGUCUUAAGCAGGACUUAGAGCCAAACGAGAUCCGAUAUCGCCUUCAUCUCAGGAGGGUUGAACCUGCGGACACAGAGGGCCUUCUAUCCCAGAGAGCCCUGGAGGACAGUCUAGCUCAGCUCCUACUUCAUCCCCAGCUCCUACUAUGUACUCUGCAGGCUUGGAGGUCCUCGGGAUGAUCCUGGCUGUGGCCGGGUGGCUGGGGGUGAUGGUGACCUGCGGCCUGCCCAUGUGGCGUGUGGCUGCCUACAUCGGGCAGAACAUCGUCAUCUCUCAGGUGAUCUGGGAGGGUUUGUGGAUGAACUGUUCGGUGCAGAGCACGGGUCAGAUGCACUGCAAGGUGCAUGACUCCAUGCUGGGGCUUCCUGUUGACCUGCAGGCGGCUCGUGCUUUGGUCAUCGUCUCCAUGGUGCUUAGCAUUGUGGGCAUUUGUCUGUCGGUGGCAGGUGCCAAGUGCACCAACUGCAGCCGGGAUGUGAGCAGUAAACCUCGGCUGGUGGUGGCUGCAGGAGUAAUCUUUGUGGUGUCUGGACUGCUCUUGCUGGUGGCUGUGUCCUGGACUGCUCAUGCCAUCGUUCUGGGCUUUUACGACCCGAUGCUGGAGGAGACGGGGAAGAGGGAGUUUGGUAAUGCUCUGUACUUUGGGUGGGCUGCCUCCUGCCUGCUCAUCCUCGGGGGAGCCCUGCUCUGUUGCUCCUGCCCGACCAAAACAGCCACAGCAGCGCCUGGUGAUGGCUCCAUGCCUCCGUGGACAGACUACACCCGGGUCAAAACAAUGUCUGCCAACGGAUACACCAGAAGAGACUAUGUAUGAGCAAGAGAAAUGUGGUGCAGAUGAAGACCAGAUUAAGAGGAUUUGUGCUCAUGAUGAAUAUUUGACAUGGACAUUACUACAGCAGUUUGAGCUUGGACAUUCAGCAUGAUUCAGAGAUGCAUGUCUUCAUUGAUGGGACUUCUGUGAUUUUGUGUAUACUUUACAUAUUCUAUUUUGAAUAUUAAUACAUUUUAUUUGUAGUUUUAUGCAUUUUCUAAGACAUAUAAAGAUGUUUGAUCUCAGAACAACCUCACAAUGAC
Molecule: messenger RNA, 1106 nt
Organism: Notolabrus celidotus (New Zealand spotty)
Lineage: Eukaryota; Metazoa; Chordata; Actinopteri; Labriformes; Labridae
Product: claudin-4
Exons: 2
Coding region: 178-846 (222 amino acids)
Biological process (GO): cell adhesion; bicellular tight junction assembly
Cellular component (GO): bicellular tight junction; plasma membrane
Molecular function (GO): structural molecule activity
Source: RefSeq, a predicted model, not a curated record